This is a messenger RNA of Debaryomyces tyrocola, 480 nucleotides long. The record is from the annotation of a GenBank genome assembly. NCBI's taxonomy places the organism in Eukaryota, Fungi, Ascomycota, Pichiomycetes, Serinales, Debaryomycetaceae.
AUGUCUAUUAACGCAACUAGAACCAAAUCAGAGGCCGUAAUGCCUGAGAGCACCGCUUCUUCGGCAGCCGCCAAAGAAGCAAACACUGCCAAUCAAGAAGGCAUCAAGUUGCCCAUUGCAUCCAUUUCAGAUGUGUUAACGUUGGAAUUGAUCGAAAAACACCUUGACACCUUGUCUCCAGACCAGUCAUCUCAAUUAUAUGCGAGUCACUUACCUGAAUCUACGAGUCCCACAAAACACGAAAUCUUGGAUGUGGUAAGAAGCGGGUUUUUCCAGCAAUCUACGAACAAAUUAAGCGAGCUGUUGAGAGAAGGAAGUGGUGCUGGAUACCUCUUAGCCCAGAGUUUGAAAUAUGAUUAUCAAGGGGAGGGUAUUGAAUCUUUCUUGAACGGUGUGAGAGAUUUGGGCAAAAAGGAAGAAAAAGAAAAAGAGGAACAUCCUAGCGUCGAUUAUAAUAAGGAAGAUGAAACGAAUCAAUAG